AUGACCCACCACGGCACCACCCACACCACCACGGGUACAUCCCGCCGCCACGGUCUCUUCCACCGCCGCGCCCGCCAACCAGUCACAACCACAACCACCACCCCGCGGCGCGGCCUCUUCCACCGCCGCCAGCGCCCCGUGGCGACGACCCACCACGGCGUAGGGACGACCCACCACGGCGUAGGGACGACCCACCACGGCGUAGGGACCCACCACGGCAUCGGUACACGCCACGGCGUCACAACCCACCGAGAGAAGAAGCGCCACGUCGGCAUCGGCGACAAGAUCAGCGGCGCGUUCCUCCGGAUAAAGGGCACCCUGACCGGCCGGCCCGACCAAAAGGCCGCCGGUGCUCGCCGCAUGCAUGGCAUAGAAGAGCACGUGUCGAAGAGGCACCGUUUGUUGAAUCUCUAA
Messenger RNA from Phialemonium atrogriseum, 414 nucleotides. RefSeq lists its product as uncharacterized. Bases 1 to 414 code for a protein of 137 amino acids. The record is from RefSeq and is a predicted model, not a curated record. The transcript is spliced from 2 exons. Lineage: Eukaryota; Fungi; Ascomycota; Sordariomycetes; Cephalothecales; Cephalothecaceae.